This is a messenger RNA of Synchiropus splendidus (mandarinfish), 3383 nucleotides long. Its product is annotated as PI-PLC X domain-containing protein 1-like. Bases 455 to 1495 code for a protein of 346 amino acids. Lineage: Eukaryota; Metazoa; Chordata; Actinopteri; Syngnathiformes; Callionymidae. The record is from RefSeq and is a predicted model, not a curated record. The transcript has 6 exons. Gene Ontology annotation, molecular function: phosphoric diester hydrolase activity. Gene Ontology annotation, biological process: lipid metabolic process.
UUUCCUGCCUUUUGCCCAAUGAGCUCUGGGAUAGGCUCCUGCACUAACCGCAGCCCUGAACAGGACUGUAUGAUGUAUGUAUGUAUUUUUGUCUCAAUAGAAUUCCUCUUUCUAAUAAUGACUGGGUUCAACUAUGUCACGGAUCCUUUGUAUAAACACCAGCUUCCAUUGGUCAAACAUAAGCUCACUGCUACUGAAGCAAACACACACACACACACACCUGUUGGUAUGAGGAAGCCCAAGUAGGAGUGAAUCUUCCUGUCAAAACCAGCCUCCUCCUCAUUCAUCAGGACCGGAUUUAGCUUUACUUUGAGAUGAAUGCCGUUCACAAUAGCCUCGGCUAAAUGCCCGACAGGCAGUUAAACAUUAUUCAAUUUUUCUUUGUAUUUUAUCGACGCCACAAAGAACCAACACAGCUGAGCGGUCUUGCUGGCAAGGUGAGUUCUUUGCAGGGAUGACUGAACAGGAAAUGGCAAGUGACACAGCGGACUACAGUGACUGGAUGGCCGAACUUCCACCUGAACUAUUGACUGUGCCUCUCUGGAAUGUGGCUCUACCGGGAAGCCAUGACUGCAUGAGCUAUGAUUUGGACAUCAACUCCGCCAUUUUGGAGCCCGACAGUUUGACCAGAUUCAGCAAGAUUGGCUUUCUUCGGAAAGUGGUUUGCAAAUGGGCUACCACCCAGGUGAGGGAAGCACUUAACAUAUUUGAAGCAGGAACUGAUGCGUGUUUGCCUUUGUUACAGGAUCGAUCCAUUAUCGAUCAGCUGAAUGCUGGCGCUCGCUAUUUUGACUUGAGAAUUGCGCGCCAGAUGGACGAUCCUAAUCCCACUCGGCUCUAUUUUUACCACGGGCUCCGCACGCACACUGAUGUAGAGACGGUGUUAGAGGACAUAAAUGGAUGGGCCACACUGCAUCCAAAAGAGAUCCUCAUCCUGUCCUUCUCCCACUUCAAAAACUUUGAAAAAAACCCAGUCGGUCUGCACUUGCAUCUUCUACAAUUCAUCGAGACCUUGUUUGGACCUAAACUUAUAUAUCGAAAGUGCUGCCCAACCAUGGAGUUGUGCUGGAACCAGAAGAGGAACGUGUUGAUUGCCUAUGACUUUCCUGGUCAAAUUGAUCCAAAGGCACAUCCGAACAUAUGUGGGAAAAUUCCCUAUUACUAUGGAAACACGAUGAAUCUGGUCCAAGUUGAGUCAAAGAUCCUUCAAACUUUGGAGAGUCAGAAACAAAAGAAUGGCUUCUUUGUAUGCGGCUUGAACCUCACACUGCCAGAAGACGCCAGUGUAAUAAAGUACAUCCUUAAACCCUUUAAUUCCCUGGCAAAGGUCAUCGAGCAAAGUCUGCCUGAGUUGGUCAAGUUCAUGGGUCAGAGAGCUGAAGGGGGCCGUGUUUGCAUUUUCGCAUCAGACUUGGUGACUCAUGAUGAUUUUGUCCCGACAGUGAUUAAGCUAAACACUUCCAAAUAUGUGUCUAACACCAUGAAUGUUGCUUGAUGGACUGAACUAGCUCUUUGAAUAGGUUAGAUCUGUUGCUGCUGUUGCCCCACUAACCAAAGUCCAGAAGGGGUGUGGAGGCGGAGCAGUGGAUGACAAGCACUCAACCGCUCUGCACUGCUCUGCUUCCACGUGGAAAUUAAAAACUCUGCUGCUCUUCCUUGUCAGUUCUGGUGUGAAUUCCAGGUUAGCAAGACAAGCAAACACGCUUGAUCAGUUUCAGCGGUUCUCCAGUGAGGUUUAACGCUUAUACCUGACGCUACAUGAAAACUUCAAUUGCCACUAAUGCCACACCAGUAACCAAUAACACACAAAAUGUAUAUGCCGUAAUUUCUGGACUCCAAGCUGCUACUUUUUACUUGCGGUCUGGACCCUAUGGCUGAUACAGUGACACGGCGAAUAUACUGUUUGGAUUUGUACAGGCUAAAGUAUUGAGCUUCGUCAUAUCAAACUGCUGAGAUCACGGGCGUUUAUUUACCUUAAAGCACUCAAAAUGCGCUGUUUCAGAGACCAAGACCAAGGCCGUAGAGUCAGAACUCGCGGGUGAAAACAGCACAUUUUGAGCGAUUUAAUGUGAAUAAAGGAUGUGAGGAGUUUACGAUUCAAGUUCAAAACAUUGGUGAGUUAGUUACAUGAGUCAGUGCAACUAGUUGAGAAGUGAUCCUCAUGCAUUUUUAAGCCGGGUGCACCCCUGACCUUUCUACAGCGCAGCAACAGCAACGGCUUAUAGGACGGUGCAUCUUAUGUAUGAACCAGAUCUUUUUUUAUCUUAAAUUUAAUGGGUGUGGCUAAUAUUCCGCUGUGCUCUAUAGUCCGGAAGCAAUGGUAAAAAAAAAAAAAUGAAAAUAGCUUAAUAUUCGUUUUUAGGCAGCUUCAUGCAUAAAUCACUUCCUGACAUGUUGGUAGUAAGACACGACUUACUGGGUCAUUUUGUACCGAAACUGCUUUAUUUAUAACAUUUAAAGUACUUUUGUCUUGUUCCAAUAUGAGCAUGUUUUUGGAAUUACGCUAACUGAGAGUUAGCCAGUCACUACACACUCCUCAGCCCGCCUCCACAGGCGUUCUCCUGACAACGCUGGCCUCAGGAAGACAUGAGGCGAAUCACAAUAACACCUGUAUAAUAUAUUGACCCCAUACCAAAACAGUGCUGCUUUCUGUUUGACAGGGUGCAUCAAAUAUAACAUUUUGUUCCCUCAUCAUGGUCUCUGGGAGGAAAUGUGGUGUGUGUGUUCUGUGGGUGUUGGAGUCAACUGGCAAAGGUGAAACUGUGGAAGAUAUAGGUCAUUAAAUGAUGAAUUUGUAUGAUAAGAACGGUAAUUGUAGAAAAAGAGCUUGACCUUUGAUUCAGCUGUUUUCAGCAUAAAACUUUCUGCUUCAACACAUUCUGAACCAGACGUGUAAAUUCCCCUCCAAGAUCUUAGAUCUACAGGUGGUUGAUGGCGCACAGUGCUUCCUGCUUGCUUCUAUUUGCAUCAUGCUUCUUUGUCUUCCCGCUGUAGCUCGCAGCAUUUCUACAUCCAACAACAGACUCCACUAAACUUCCACGUGUGUGUCUAUAUUACCACCUGGCACGGCAGAAGUUCACCUCAAUGAAUCAUUUACCUGCACGUGCAAGAUAUCCUCAGUGGAAGCCGAUGAGGCUUUGUUGGAGCAUGAACUUUUGCUCUCCACUGCAGAUAACAGUAAGGCUUGCAGACUCUCUCUUCACAAUGGAAAACAUGCUUCUGGCUGCUGUCGUCUUAUCUGGAAUAAAUAAGAUGAACUUGUAGUCAGUGUGGCUGUAUCACAUGUAUCGCUCUCCUUAUGUCUGCUUCACUUUGGCUAUGCAUCAUCACCCGACAGAUUCUCCGGUUUAGAAGAUAUGUUGAUCUCUGCUGCAUGUUAUACA